Molecule: messenger RNA, 1852 nt
Organism: Microplitis mediator
Lineage: Eukaryota; Metazoa; Arthropoda; Insecta; Hymenoptera; Braconidae
Product: juvenile hormone esterase-like
Exons: 7
Coding region: 64-1764 (566 amino acids)
Source: RefSeq, a predicted model, not a curated record
AAAAAUAUCAACUAACGUCACUAUAACAAUAAAGAAAUAAGUAGUAACUAACAGGUAACUAUAAUGGCCAGUCGUUGGAUCAUCAGUUUAGUAUCAAUUUAUUUAAUUAAUCAGUGUUACAAUCAUGAGUGUAUCGGCCUUACAACAGAACCAAAGGUCACGACGCCUCUUGGAAAAAUAAUUGGAACCCAAAUGGUCUCAAGGCGCGGCAGAAAUAUAAAUGCAUUUUUGGGAAUUCCAUAUGCUCAGCCACCAAUUGGACCUCUGAGAUUUAAAAAUCCAGAACCAGUUAAACCAUGGAUUGGAACGUUAAUGGCCACUAACGAUGUGCCGGUUUGUGGACAACGAGACGAAUAUACAAAUAUUCUUUUUGGUCAAGAAGAUUGUUUGUAUUUAAAUGUCUAUACACCUAAAUUAGAUCCGGAUAAAUUACUGCCAACGAUGGUUUAUAUUCAUGGGGGUGCAUUUCAAAGAGGCGACGCCAAACCAACAUCCCUUGGGCCAAAUUAUUUACUUGAUAAAGAUAUAGUACUAGUAACAAUUCAGUACCGUCUGGGUGUUACUGGAUUUCUGAGUACAGGUGAUGCAACAGCACCCGGAAAUUUUGGAUUAAAGGAUCAAACUUUAGCGUUGAAGUGGGUACAAAGUAAUAUAGAUAACUUUGGUGGUGAUCCUGCAAGUGUUACACUAUUUGGACAGAGUGCUGGUAGUGUUAGUGUCAAUUACCAAGUGCUCUCUAAAAUAACAAAAGGAUUAUUUCAUCGAUACAUUGCACAAAGUGGUAGUUCACUGUGUCCAUGGUCUUUCGCAAACUCAACUACUUACCAAAGUUACGCUUAUAGCCUCGGAAAUACAUUCGAGUGCCCCAACAAAACUUCCCAAGAAUUAAUUGAAUGUUUAAGACAAGUUCCUUACUAUAGUUUAUUUACGAAUGAUAUAUUUGGUGGUAUGCAGAAACUUUCAUUAGUUACUUGGGUACCCUGUAUUGAGCCAGACAUUGAAGAUGCACUUAUCACUGAGCAUCCUUUAAAAAUUAUUUUGAAUGAUAAAAUCCAAGAUCUUCCAAAUAUCAGCGGUGCUGUUAAAAAUGAAGGACUUAUUCUUUCAUCAGUUUUAUAUGCCAACGAAACGCUCUAUAAUGAUUAUGUGGGUGACGUUAAUCAAUUUUUACACUUUAUGACUGCAUCGUAUGUUACUGACGGUGAUUCAGGUCGACUGGCGGAUAAUUUACAAAGUUUUUAUUUCGGUGAUAUUGAUCUUGUUAAUAAAACUCAGGUUAUUAUGAAGCUGACAGAUUUAAUUGGUGAUAUUUCAUUUUUGUUUCCACAAAUGUUACAAUUACAAUUAGUGAGCAAGAGAAUGAAACAGCCGUCGUAUUUUUAUACUUUUGAAUAUCGUGGAACUUUUAGUAAAACCUCGACAAUUUUAAAAAAUAAUGACAAUGUGGGAGUUAUUCAUGCAGAUGAACUUAUAUAUUUAUACCCCUUUACGCCAGAUUAUUUUGGACUACCGGAUCUAGAAAUGAAUGAGAAUGACGAAAAAAUGAUUGACAUUCUCGUUGAUUUGUGGACUAAUUUUGCUAUUUAUGGAGAACCAACGACAACUUUUAAUGAAGAUCCAAAUUUUUGGAAGCCUUAUUCAGAUAAUUACUUCCAUUUACAAAUAGGAUCCGAAAAUCAACCGGUUUUAUUAAAAAGCCACAGUUUUUUGGAUGACCGUAUGCAUUUUUGGGCAAUGCAAAUUUUGAAAAUGUUAUUUUGGUGAUAAAUUAAAUUUAUAAAAUUAACAAAUGCUAUAAAAUUGUUAUAUUAAUAAUAAAUAAUGAGUCAUGAGAUUUUUUGAUAAAAUAUCA